CCCCACCCACCACCAACCACCCCAAUGCGCUCCCUCCUCUUCCGCCGCGGCCUCCGCGCCCCUCCGCGUUACUACUCUACCCUCCGCGCCUCCUCGCGAUUAUCGCAAUACCUGUCGAUCACGCCGGAAGUGCAAUCGGCGCUGUCGGCCGGACAUCCCGUCGUCGCGCUCGAAUCCGCAAUCUACACGCACGGCUUCCCGCACCCGGCGAACCUCUCGCUCGCGCGCGAGAUCGAGGCCGUCAUCCGCGCGAACGGCGCAGUCCCCGCCACCAUCUGCAUCCUCAACGGCAAGGCGCGGAUCGGGCUCGAGGCGAAGGAGCUCGAGCAGCUCGCUGACGCAGCGGGGAAGAGCGGUACCGCUAAGGUGAGUAGACGAGACCUGGGAUAUCUCCUUGCUGGCGCGGGCGCGACGAAGAUCGGUGGCACGACGAUCGCGGGCACGAGUGUCCUUGCGCACCUCGCCGGGAUUAAGGUAUUCGCGACUGGUGGCCUGGGCGGCGUCCACAGGGGUGUUCAGAAUACCAUGGAUGUUUCUGCGGAUCUGACGGAGUUGGGACGCACGCCUGUCGCUGUUGUAUGUGCGGGCUCCAAAGCGUUCCUGGAUCUGCCACGGACACUGGAGUAUCUGGAGACCGAGGGGGUCUAUGUCGGCACGUUCAGGGAUGGGAGGGAUGCCGGGGAGGUGGUCGAGUUUCCGGCGUUUUGGAGUAGAGGGUGUGGUAUCAAGGCGCCGAGCGUGGUGGAAGAUGCGAACGAGGCCGCCAGGAUUAUCUACGCAAGCCAUUCCCUUGGCCUCACCUCGGGCCACCUCUUCACCAAUCCCAUUCCGGCGGCAUACGAGAUCCCGAACGAGGAGAUACAGUCCAUCAUUGCCGAGUCGGUGAAAGUGGCGGAAGGGAAGUCCAGCGGGAAAGACGUCACGCCGUUCAUCCUCAACGACAUACUCAAGCGCACCGGUGGUCGCAGCAUCGAGGCCAAUCGUGGGCUGAUACUGAACAACGCUGCGAUGGGAGCAAAGGUCGCCGUAGAACUGGCAAGGCUUGAGGGCACUGGCGAGCGUAGGCAGACACAUAUGCCGCACAUCCCACCCUCGCAGAUACGCCCGAAGGAGGAGGCAAACCCCGUAGUUCCAUCGCCGCCCCCAGAGGUGGUCGUAGUCGGCGGUGUAGCCGUAGACGUAAACUGCGACACUUCCUCGCCGACUCCAAGUCUGCACACCUCCAACCCGUCUACCAUCACCGAGUCCCUCGGCGGCGUCGGCAAUAACGUUGCCUACGCCCUGCACCUCUCCGGCGUGCGGACCCGCUUAGUAUCCUCCGUCGGCGCAGACCUUGCCGGCUCAUGGGUGCGCGAGCGCGUACAGGAGCGCGGGAUGGAUACCGAGGGAAUCUUCACCGACCCGGCCCGCGCUACAGCGAGGUAUGUUGCCGUCAACGAUGCCAACGGCGGGCUGUUCGUUGCUAGUGCGGACAUGAGGGUCAUCGAGCACCUGGGGACAGCAGAUGUCACCGAGGUGAUUAAAGCUGCGAAUGCGGAGUGGGUGGUUCUCGACGGGAAUCUAUCACAGCAGACGACAAAGGGAGUGCUCGAAUACUGUCUCAAAUCCGGGAUCAAAGCCAUCUUCGAACCCACCUCCACCGCAAAAUCAGCACACAUCUUCCACGCCACGCUUCCCUCGCACCCUUCAUGUGCGCUCGGCGGAGCUAUUCUCUACGCUACGUCGCUGCCGUGGUGGCCCACGAUCGAUGCACUCACGAUCGACAGCGGGUUCCGCGACCGCGUGGACCAACUGGCGGCGCGCACCGGCGUCGACCUCUCCGAGAGCGGAAUCGUCCAGAAGGCGGUGUCGCUGCUGCCGUACAUCCCACGGCUGUUCGUUAAGCUGGGCGAGCAGGGCGUCAUUGUUGUGCGCCUGCUGGAGGUGGGCGAGAAGCCGCGGAGGUCUAGGGAGAGUGUUGUUGUGGAGGCACGGGAGGGAGAGGAGGUGGGUGGUGUCGAGGUGAGGUAUUUUGCCGCUGAGAAGCUGGGAGUGGACGGCGUGCAAAGCGUUAAUGGCGCGGGGGAUACGUUCCUCGGCGUUCUGGUGGCCGCUAUGGUCCGUGGUCUGCCGCUGGAGGAGGCGGUGGGUGAGGCGCAGAAGGCCGCCGUGUUGACGCUCGGCGUGAAGGAGGCGGUUAGUGCGCGGAUACGUCCUUUGUAAACCGCCAGUCAAUGAAUUGAACCGUAUAAUAUAAAUACUCCUUGGUUAAGUACACCCAAACGCCCGAGCAAAAACAAAUCCCAUCCCAUCCCAUCUCAUCUCAUCCCAAAUGCCCCACCCCCGCCC
Molecule: messenger RNA, 2328 nt
Organism: Tricharina praecox
Lineage: Eukaryota; Fungi; Ascomycota; Pezizomycetes; Pezizales; Pyronemataceae
Product: Indigoidine synthase A like protein-domain-containing protein
Exons: 5
Coding region: 25-2202 (725 amino acids)
Molecular function (GO): kinase activity; pseudouridylate synthase activity
Source: RefSeq, a predicted model, not a curated record